Molecule: messenger RNA, 2623 nt
Organism: Nilaparvata lugens (brown planthopper)
Lineage: Eukaryota; Metazoa; Arthropoda; Insecta; Hemiptera; Delphacidae
Gene: Smyd4-2
Product: SET and MYND domain-containing protein 4
Exons: 12
Coding region: 462-2549 (695 amino acids)
Molecular function (GO): protein binding
Source: RefSeq, a predicted model, not a curated record
CUGUUGUUGGAGAAUCUUUCACAUAACUACAGUGUCGUAUCCUUUUUUUCUUAAUAAAAUAUUUACUCGCGUUUUCUUAUUAUUUACUUGUGUACACAGUGUAUUAAAUAUUUAUUCAAAUUGUAGCGAUCUCAUACAUUUUCAUAUGAAUAUGAACUCUCAAGUCUUGUAAUUUCAAUUCUAUUUACUUGAACAAUAUGCUCCAGAGAAUAAUUGUAUUCUAGGCCUAUAUAUGAUAUCUGAUUAUUCCGGUGAAUAACGUGUAGUUAACUUAGUUGUUGAUAUUGAUUCUCCAUCCUUCCGAGCCUCCAAACUUUAAAAACUUGUGAACUCUUGAAAUGUUUGUGGAAACAUGAACAUAUAAAGUGCUACCAAAGAAACUGAUAAAUUGUUUUCUUAUAAUAAAGAUAUGAAACUUUCAAUCUAAAAAAGAAAGAUAUUAUUUUGUUCAUCUGAAUAGAAUGGGUACUCAAUUGAACCAAUCAAUUGAAUACAAAACUUCAAUAUGUAGUGCUGCUACCCUUCAGUCGGAUAGGAAGGGCUUUUUCAUGACAUUUGCUGAAAAUGUUGCUGAAACCGCUGGAAAAGACUGGAUUGAAAAGUUUGGAAAGCUUAAAUUGGACGAAGAAAGGAUAAAAUAUGUCUUCAAUGAUGAAAAGAUUUAUGAAGCGGUUCACAGUCGACUGCAGAAUGUGCAGCCGCUGAGUCGAGGCAAAAGUGCUCAAAUAGCUUUGUCACGGCGCAGUGAGGCUCACAGAGCAAUCAAGCUCAAACAAUGGGACAGGGCUGUCAUGAUUCUCUCACAAAGCAUUAUCAGGGCACCAGCCACAGGAACUGAUAAUUCGAUUGACAAUGGCUUGAGUCUAGCUUAUGCGUUGUGGGAUCGAUCGGGAGUCCUUCUAGAGCAAACCAAGUUUGAGCUAGCGUUGUCCGAUGUUCGGUUCGCUUUAAAGGAAAAACUUCCCGAUUCUUAUAGGCCGGAAGCGUACUGGCGUAUGUCGAAAUGCUACAACGGCAUGGGAAGCCCCAAGCAGGCUAUGGUUUGUCUGAAUUUAGUUUCCAAGCUCACUACCAAUGACACUAAAUGGAAAGAUCUCUUACGAAACGAAAUGGAUAAGGCAAAAAAGCUACAAUUACAAGCUGAAGAUGAUGAAUCAAAUGUUGAAAAAACUAUCACAGUUAUUGAUUUGCCACCGCUAUUGGAUAGCGAGAAUAGCAGACUUCCCUGCUUAUCCAGUUUUGUUGGCCUCAACAGCUCAAAAGAAGAGGGCCGUUUUAUAGUGGCCAAACAACCUCUCAAGAGUGGUGAUGUGAUUGCUGUUGAAAAACCAUUCAUAGCAGCUUUGAUUCCUGACAAGUACAGCUCACAUUGUCUUCACUGUUUCAGAAGGAUUGUUGCAGUAGUACCUUGUCGCGCUUGUAGUGGAGUCGGAUUCUGUAGCGAAGAGUGUCGAGACGUUGCCAGCAAAUCGUACCAUCGCUACGAGUGUGCCUAUGUCGACCUGCUACUAGGCAGCGGCAUGAGUGUGCUCUGCUACAUAUCGCUCAGAAUUUUCACACGAGCAGCACUCAAAGACUUCCUAUCACUCAAGUCAAAACUGGGCACUGACGACGAUUCUCAUCCUUAUCUCAGGUUCUAUAAACUGGUGAAACACGAUUUGUACAGGACAGCAGCUGACUACCUCAACCGAACUCUGAUGUCUCUUUUCCUUCUUCGGGUUCUUCAGAGCAGUGGCUAUUUUGGACAAAAGUUCGAUCCUGAAAGAUUGUCGGCUGACGAAUUGUAUGUGGGCACAUUGAUGCUGCACCAAUUGGAGUUGUUGCAGUUUAACGCACAUGAGAUCUACGAGACUGUGAUGAAAGCGCCACUCGAAUUCAAGAGCAUGAAACUGAACUAUGCCGCAGUUGGUGUGUUCAUAAGUGCUGCUAUGUUCAAUCAUGAUUGCUAUCCUGCACUUGCUAGGUACUUCAAUGGACAAACAAUUGUUCUGCAAUGUACACGUCCAAUCCUAGCGGGCGAACCAGUCACGGAGAACUAUGGGCCAAUUUACACGAAAAAAGACUUGACAGAAAGGCAGCAGUCUCUCCAGUCUCGCUACUGGUUCCAAUGCAACUGUACAGCUUGCAAACAAGACUGGCCAGUUUACGAGAAAUCCGAUAUUAAUCUAUAUAAUAUCAGAUGUUCCACAGAAAAUUGUGAAGGAUGCUUAGAGGCAUCGCUGGAAGUCCUGCCCAAAAUCAAGGAGCGAGAACUAUUGAAAGACAUACCCUGUCCUGCAUGCCACAAAUCCAACAAUAUCCUUGAAAAGCUCAUUCUUAUCCACUCCUAUGAAGAGGACCAUUUUAAUGCGAUGGAAGCGAUGAACGCGGGGAAUUUGAACAAAGCCAUUGAAUUGCUCUGUCAAUACUCUGAUGAUAUGCACAAAAUUUGCCAGCCUCCAAAUAAGAACAUUUCUCUGAGCCAAGAAGCACUACGCACCUGUUGGGCGGCAUUACAUGGAUCCACCCAUUACAUCAGUAAUAACCAAAACAAACAAGCUCCUGAAUGAACACAUCAGCUCAUUCUCGAUGAAUAGUAAUCCACGAUAGUAUAGUCGAAUAAAAAACCAUGGUUGGAAGAUGA